AUGUUCCGAACGGGUGUGCGGCGGUUUGCGACGUCGGCACGGAUGCUGCGGCCGACAGCAGCAUUGGCCCCAGCGGCGCCGUCGGCACACACGCUGGCGGUGGCACAGGCGCAAGGUGUGGUGGACGGGUUUGUGGGGGCGAUUGGCAACACGCCGCUGGUGCGGCUGAAGCACCUAUCAGCAGCGACGGGCUGCGAGAUUCUGGGCAAGGCAGAGUUUGCGAACCCGGGCGGUUCCGUCAAGGACCGGGCAGCGUUGUAUCUCGUCCUAGACGCAGAGGAGCGUGGGCUGCUGCGGCCGGGCGGCACAGUGGUUGAGGGUACGGCCGGCAACACAGGCAUCGGGCUGGCGCACGUCUGCGCGGCACGCGGAUAUCGGCUGGUGAUCUACAUGCCAGACACACAGGCGCAGGGCAAGAUUGAUCUGUUGCGGCUGCUGGGCGCCGAGGUGCAUCCGGUGCCGGCGGUCGCGUUUGAUCACCCGGACAACUACAACCAUCAGGCGCGGCGUCACGCCGAGUCGCUCGACAACGCCGUCUGGACCGACCAGUUUGACAACACGGCCAACCGGCGGGCCCAUAUUGAGACGACCGGUCCUGAGAUCUGGCACCAGACCGCUGGCCAGGUCGAUGCCUUUACCUGUGCCACCGGCACCGGUGGUACGCUCGCCGGCACCACGCGCUUCCUCAAGGACGUCUCGGGCGGCCGCGUGCGCUGUUUUCUCGCCGAUCCCCCCGGCAGCGUCCUGCACACGUACAUCCAGAGCGGCGGCCGGCUCGUCGACCGUGCUGGCUCGUCCAUCACCGAGGGCAUCGGCCAGGGCCGCGUCACCGCCAAUCUGCAGCCCGAUCUCGACCUCCUCGACGGCUCCUUCUCGGUGCCCGAUGAACACACCAUCGAGAUGCUCUUCCGCUGUCUCCACAACGAGGGCCUCUAUCUCGGCGCCAGCUCGGCCCUCAACGUCGUCGCUGCCGAGCAGAUCGCCCGCCAGCUCGGCCCCGGCCACACCGUCGUCACCAUCCUCGCCGACGGCGCCUACCGCUAUGCCGACCGCCUCUUCUCGCGCGCCUGGCUCACCCAGAAGAAGCUCGUCGACGCCGUCCCGUCUGACCUGCAGCGGCACAUUGUGCUGCCGUAG
Messenger RNA from Grosmannia clavigera kw1407, 1137 nucleotides. RefSeq names its product cysteine synthase. The transcript has a single exon. NCBI's taxonomy places the organism in Eukaryota, Fungi, Ascomycota, Sordariomycetes, Ophiostomatales, Ophiostomataceae. Gene Ontology annotation, cellular component: cytoplasm. Bases 1 to 1137 code for a protein of 378 amino acids. Gene Ontology annotation, molecular function: cysteine synthase activity. The record is from RefSeq and is a predicted model, not a curated record.